AUGCUUCGAGACACAUCAAUAGCUUUACCUCUACUUUCUGGACUUAGUGUAGAAGUGAAGUCGGUAGGUGCCAUCUCGUUGAAACUGCUUACCGCAUCGUCAGUUUCACUUUGGAAUCAGAAGUCAACCUCGGAUUUCAAGGCUAACAUAUCAGCUAGUUUGGAUACACACGCCACUUUGCUGCACCAUGGAAAUAUCGUGCACAAGCUGAGUUCUUCUUUGGGAGCAGUCGGCACGGUUGGUGGAGAUGCCCAAAUCGCAUUUUCCAACAUCCCUAUUGAUAUGUGCAUGAGAAUGCAUAGAGACGAUUUGCAUGUCAGUUUCAAAUCGGUUGACGAAACCACGCAGAAACCACGAAAGAAGAAGACAGUUACCAGCAGCAAAAAAUAUCCUGGAGUGACCUUCAAAUUGAAUGAACACCUUACAAACCAAUGCAAUUGGUUAGUGAGUAAUACUCCUCCUUAG
Messenger RNA from Strongylus vulgaris, 465 nucleotides. Lineage: Eukaryota; Metazoa; Nematoda; Chromadorea; Rhabditida; Strongylidae. The record is from the annotation of a GenBank genome assembly.